AUGGCCACCGCUAGAAAGACUGUGCUUAUUACGGGAUGCAGCCCUGGUGGGAUUGGCUAUGAAAUAGCCAAACAAAUGCACGAGAAAGAGCUAGGUUUCCGUGUGCUUGCUACAGCACGAUCAAUUGAAUCGAUUCAAACUCUCUCCAGUCUAGGAAUUCAAUCUCUAUCAUUAGAGUUGAACAACGUCGACAGCAUCGCAGGGCUUCUUCGCGAAGUAGAGAAGAUUACAAAUGGCCGACUGGACAUGCUAAUCAACAAUGCUGGGCGCAAUUACACCGUGCCCGCGCUUGAUGUCGAUUUCGACGACGUAAACGAUGUACUCCAAACCAAUACGGUCGCAGUGAUGCGAAUGUGUCAGACUUUUGCGCCACUUCUGAUUGCUGCUAAGGGGACGAUUGUACAAAUUGGCAGUGCAGCGGCUCUAAUCAGGCAUUCAAUAGACCAUAUCCUUUCUCUAGUGCGCACUUACACCUCUGAGACCUUUAACCCGUCACUAAUGUAUAUCCCAACAGGUGUAUAUAAUGCAUCCAAAGCAGCCAUACACGCCUACAGCAAUACACUCAGGGUUGAACUCGCUCCCUUUGGAGUUAAAGUCACGAUUGUCGUGAGCGGGAGGGUGCAGUCACGACUAUCACGCAUUAAGCGAACCUUGAAACCUGAUUCUCUCUACAAGCCCAUGGAGGAAGAGUACGCCAGACGCGUAGAGCAUUCCCAGGGCGACGCUACGCCGGCCGAUCAAUUCGCUGCGACAAUCGUGCCGCAGCUACUUCUAGCCAAGCCGCCGCUUUGGGUGUGGGAGGGGAAGCAGAGUUGGACGGUUUGGUUCUUGGAUGGGUUCGUUCCGAGAAGCAGGGUUCACUCCAUCUUCCUGGGCUUGUUUGAUUUCAGUGGCUUGAAGUAA
Penicillium angulare is the source of this 903-nucleotide messenger RNA. RefSeq lists its product as uncharacterized. Gene Ontology annotation, biological process: phosphatidic acid biosynthetic process; triglyceride catabolic process. Gene Ontology annotation, cellular component: endoplasmic reticulum; lipid droplet. The transcript has 4 exons. The record is from RefSeq and is a predicted model, not a curated record. Gene Ontology annotation, molecular function: acylglycerone-phosphate reductase (NADP+) activity; triacylglycerol lipase activity. Lineage: Eukaryota; Fungi; Ascomycota; Eurotiomycetes; Eurotiales; Aspergillaceae. Bases 1 to 903 code for a protein of 300 amino acids.